UAGGUGGAUCCUGGAGGGCGAGAGGCGGGGCCGAGGCUGAUUCUCGCGACAGUAGCGGCGACAGCGGCAGCUAUGCGCGUGCGCAGCAAUCUGCGUGGGCGUGUGUCCCUCUCCCCUCGCGACAGCGUGAGUCGCUGGGGAUCUGCACAUGCGCACGCUCUCGCGGACGGAAGGGGGUGGUCCUGGACUAUGAUCCCCACCCCGCGGCAUCCGCACGUGGGCGCGCACGGGCCUUUCAGCGAGGUGUACGCGCCGGCCGAGGACACCUACCUGCUGCUGGACGCGCUGGAGCAGGACGCGGCCCAGCUCAGAGACGCGGGAGUUGAGAUCUCCCUUGAAGUAGGAGCUGGAUCAGGUGUGGUUUCAGCAUUUCUGGCUUCCCUUGUUGGACCCAGUGCAUUGUACAUAUGUACAGAUAUCAACCCUAUAGCAGCUUCUUGUACCUUGGAGACAGCUGUACUUAACAAAGUUCACAUUCACCCAGUAAUUACUGACUUGGUCACAGGAUUGUUACCGAGAUUAAAUGGGAAGGUUGAUCUACUACUAUUUAAUCCACCGUAUGUGGUAACCCCUUCUGAAGAGGUAGAAAGCCAUGGAAUAGAGGCAGCCUGGGCUGGAGGCAAAAAUGGCAGAGAAGUAAUGGAUAGACUUUUUCCUUUAGUGCCAGACCUGCUUUCAGUAGGAGGAUUAUUCUAUUUAGUUACAAUUAAAGAGAACAACCCAGAUGAAAUUUUGGAAACAAUGAAGAAAUACGGUUUAAGAGGUACUAGAGUACUUUCUAGACAAGCAGGAAGAGAAACUCUCUCAAUUCUCAAAUUCAGCAAGUCCUGACGACUGCUCUUAAAUCUUUAAACAUCUUCAGCAAUGGAAGUUGAACACAAAUGGUGUUACAAUGGUCAGGCUAUUUUGUGAUGAUAAACUAUAACUCAACAGAUUUUGAAAAAAAAUUAUCCUGUCUCCUGACCUUUACAGGAAAAUUAGCAAAACUUUCUUUUUUGUUCCCUUAACCUGGCCGUCAACCCACUGUGGUCUGUAAUCAAUAAGGGAACAGUUGUUUCUGGACUUGGUUUUCUAUUAGCGUAGUGGAACAGUAGCUGAAAUGUAAACUUUAAAAUGGGCAGUCACACUUUAAAAUGGGGAAAUUCAUUGGUAUGUGUUUUGUUUUAUAACUGGAAUAUUUUUAUGUGAUCAUACAUUUAAUUGUGAACCUUUGUCGUUCAUUAUGGGUUCUCAAAACAGUGUUCUUGCUUUAGUACUUUGUCUUGUCUUAUGGUACUUAUUCUGUACAAAUAUGUAGUUUUAAUUAGUAUUUAAGAAGCCACUGAUCUUGACGUUAAUGGCCUCAGUCUUAUAUUUUGCACUUAUUACAGAAUCAUCAAAAGCCUAGUGCAUAGAAACUAAUUUUGCUUACAUAUCUUAUCUUGCUACUGUAUUAUUGCUAUGAAUAUUUCAACAGAUGCACCCAAUAAGGAGUUCUGCUAUAUGUUAUACAGGGUCUUUAAGCUAAAUGCUAUGGGUUAAUAAACAAUGUAAAAAGUUA
Messenger RNA from Gopherus evgoodei (Goodes thornscrub tortoise), 1540 nucleotides. It is a transcript of the gene HEMK2, whose product is annotated as N-6 adenine-specific DNA methyltransferase 1. Bases 73 to 831 code for a protein of 252 amino acids. The transcript is spliced from 6 exons. The record is from RefSeq and is a predicted model, not a curated record. Gene Ontology annotation, biological process: methylation. Gene Ontology annotation, cellular component: eRF1 methyltransferase complex. Gene Ontology annotation, molecular function: nucleic acid binding; S-adenosylmethionine-dependent methyltransferase activity; protein methyltransferase activity. Lineage: Eukaryota; Metazoa; Chordata; Testudines; Testudinidae.